AUGUCCAACUCGAUUGCUCAACAAUUCAUAAAAAACCCUCAUUUCGUAGUAGUCGGUGCUAGCCCUGAUCGCCAAAAGUUUGGCAACCGUAUCUUGCGCUGGUAUCAAGCGAAUGGACUUGAUGUGACUCCUAUUCACCCAAAAGAAAGCAUGAUUGAAGGAUUGAAUGCAUUGAACAGCAUACACCAAGUCUCUGUCCCUCAACAAACAUCUAUAUCCAUCGUCACUCCACCCAAAGUAACAUUACAAGUGUUGCAAGAUGCUAAACAAUUAGGUUUCAAGUAUGUAUGGAUUCAACCUGGCGCAGAAGAUAAUGCUGUCAAAGAAUACGUGGCGCAAAAUAGUGAUCUUAAAGUCAUUCUUGGUGGACCCUGUCUUCUGGUAGAUGGCCCUUCCCUCAUAAAGACUAGAGAGGGUCGCUUGUAA
Molecule: messenger RNA, 426 nt
Organism: Rhizopus microsporus ATCC 52813
Lineage: Eukaryota; Fungi; Mucoromycota; Mucoromycetes; Mucorales; Rhizopodaceae
Product: NAD(P)-binding protein
Exons: 3
Coding region: 1-426 (141 amino acids)
Source: RefSeq, a predicted model, not a curated record